Molecule: messenger RNA, 1655 nt
Organism: Carlito syrichta (Philippine tarsier)
Lineage: Eukaryota; Metazoa; Chordata; Mammalia; Primates; Tarsiidae
Gene: CCDC160
Product: coiled-coil domain containing 160
Exons: 2
Coding region: 316-1290 (324 amino acids)
Source: RefSeq, a predicted model, not a curated record
CCGCGGUCCCCGCCCUGCCGGGCAUGCUCAGUCCGCGGGCCAUGCUUUGACUGCGGGACCGGCAGCACCCGGCCGGUGCGCGCGUUCCCAGUGCCCGGUCCCUUUAAAUCGGGCUGGCCCGUUGCUAGGCAACCGCGCGGCCGGCGCUGGCGCUGCACUGCGGAGGCUCAGCCUCGGCCGGCCCGGCCGGGUCGUGGUGGCCAGUGCCGAACCAGGGGCUGCCGCCCGCCAGUGGUGGCCGGCUUCGCGGAAGAGGGGACCCGGCUGUCCAGACCGCACCCACGCUGCCAGGUAUUGGAAGAGGUACCUGAAGAAAUGGAUGCUAGAAGGAAACACUGGAAGGAGAAUAUGUUUACUCCUUUUUUUAGUGCACAGGAUAUUCUAGAACAGUCUUCUCAGACUGAAUCUUCUUCUGAACAAACGACUGUAGAUAAAACCAAGAGAAUGGAAGGAAUUUAUAAUUUGUCCAGUAGAAAGCUUCAAGAAGAAAAUAGAUUUAAGAAGAAAGAAUAUAUUUCCCAACUAAAUGAAAAAGAGCAAGAACCAAAUUUAAGAGAGAGAAAGAGAAACAUUUCAAAGAAUGAAGCAGAUACAAAUUCAGCCUCCUUUGAAUCAUCUAAUGUGGAUAUUACAACAGAAGAAGGCUUUAACAGAACAGAAGAUCAUUGUACCUGGAGUACAAAGAAAUCACCAACUCUACCACGGCAAGACACGAGGAAGAAAUUUACUGAAGGCAUGUCUCCCAAAGUUCGCCUGAAUAUUUUGAAUGAAGAACUGGAAGAACUUAACAUGAAGUGCAGAAGAAUAGAAGAGGAAUUUGAAAAUGCUGAAAAAGAACUUUUGAACUCCAAAAAAGAAGUACCCACAAAACCCUUAAAUUUUCAAGAAACAGGGACAGGUACUUCAAAGAAUUACUGGGAACUUCAAGCUUUAAGAAAUGACCUAUCUGAAAGAACAACAAAUGUAAAAAACUUAACUGAAGAGCUCCAGCAAGCCAAAGAAGUCAUCCAUAAGUUGAACCUAGAAAACAGAGAUUUAAAAGAAGCUAUUAGGAGAUUAAAGCGUCAAACUGAGAUUGGAAAUACGCUUAUAAAAGAAGACACGAAAUUGUAUUAUGAAUUAGAAAUGGAAAAGAUUCGUGGAGAGCUUGAUGCCAUCAAGCAGGAACUGAGAGCUGAGAAGACCCUGCAAGCAAGAAAUAACAGAGCCCUGGAGUCACUUAGAAAACACUUUUCUCUGGUAGUAACAUCAUCAAGAACCUUUGACCGCUUUACUGGAGAUUUUUUUUAAACUUUAAAAAAAAGCCUUUCAUUAGGCAAGCCAUUGAGCCAAAUCAGUGUUUAUUGUGCUUUCUUUGUGUAUUACUUAAAAUGUGUAUAAUAUAAUGUGAUUUUCAUUUUUGGUGAAUCAGAAUAUCUGUAAAACUUAUAGAUGUUAGCUUCAAAGCUUCUGCUUUCUCUUUCUAAUGGCAUUAUCAUAAGAGUCCAAAUGAAAAUGAAGCUUUGAAAAUCUCUUUUUUAUAUAUUUAUAUUUAUAUAUACAUAUAUAUUUCACUCAAAAACACAUAGGAAUUCACCGAAUCACUUACGAAUACUAAUCAACAGCCAUUUUGUGAUCUGAUGAGCAAUAUGUCCUUGGCACAUGAAUAUUCUUCC